UACUACCAAUUCUGGAAACACCAAUAAUUCUAGAGACACUAAUGAUCCUAAAGAUAUUAACAAUCCUAAAGAUACUAAUGUUUCUGAAAACACUACUAAUUCUGAAGAUUCUGAUAUUGUUAUUAGGCCAAUUACUUCUGGCACUAGUUUUUCUUCAUAG
Cetraspora pellucida is the source of this 160-nucleotide messenger RNA. NCBI's taxonomy places the organism in Eukaryota, Fungi, Glomeromycota, Glomeromycetes, Diversisporales, Gigasporaceae. The record is from the annotation of a GenBank genome assembly.